Hibiscus syriacus is the source of this 1503-nucleotide messenger RNA. Its product is annotated as UDP-glycosyltransferase 79B2-like. Bases 32 to 1405 code for a protein of 457 amino acids. The transcript has a single exon. Gene Ontology annotation, molecular function: UDP-glycosyltransferase activity. The record is from RefSeq and is a predicted model, not a curated record. NCBI's taxonomy places the organism in Eukaryota, Viridiplantae, Streptophyta, Magnoliopsida, Malvales, Malvaceae.
CCUUGUUCAACAUAAAUUUGAAGGAGAAAAAAUGAGGAAAUCCGACUGCUCAAAGCUUCACAUUGCCAUGUUUCCAUGGGUUGCCUAUGGUCACUUCAUCCCCUUCCUUCAUCUCUCAAAUAAGUUGGCUCAGAAAGGCCAUAAAAUAUCCUUCCUUUUGCCUAAAGGAGUUCAACCAAAGCUUGAAAACUUGAGCCAGUUCCCAAACCUCAUCCAGUUCUUCCCUCUCCUUCUUCCUCAAGUCGAUGGUCUCCCUCCUGGUGCUGAAACCACAGCUGUUGUUCCUAUGAACCAGCAAAAGUACCUUGCUUUUGCAGUUGACCAAACCAGAGAUCGAGUUGAAUCCAUCUUCAAGGUUCUAAAACCUGAUAUUGUUUUUUAUGAUACAUGGUUUUGGAUCCCUGACUUGGCUCGCCAACUCGGGAUCAGCCCCGUAUUCUAUGUAGUGGCCGCCUCGAUGUCGGCGGGAAUGGUGUUAAAACAUAAGAAACUAACGAGGGAAACGACGGUAGAAGAGGCGAUAGAAUUGCCUCCCGGUUACCCUUCUUCCUCUGUGAGAUUCAAAGCUGAAGAGGCUCAUGCAUUGUUGUUUCUCGCUGAGGAUUUCGGGAGUGGAUUGUCAUUUGAAGAACGGAUGCACAAGAGUAUGAUAGGAAGUGAUGUCGUUGCCUUCAGGACUUACCGUGAAAUCGAGGGACCAUUUCUUGACUACUUUGCUCAACGAUCUGGUAAGCUUGUUUUGCUAUCGGGGCCUUGCUUGCCUGAAACAAAGACCCAACAGCUUGAUGAGAAAUGGGUUAGUUGGCUAAGCCAAUUCGAACCAGGGUCCGUUGUGUUUUGCUCGUUCGGAAGCGAGACCCAGUUGCAGAAAGAUGAGUUCCAAGAGUUGGUCCUUGGGUUCGAGUUAUGUAGACUCCCAUUUUUAGUAGCUUUAAAGCCACCCAAAGGAUGCUCGACUGUUGAAGAAGCACUGCCUGAGGGGCUCCAAGAGAGGGUUAAAGGGAGAGGGUUGGUUUAUGGUGGUUGGGUUCCACAAGAGCUGCUAUUGCACCACCCUAACAUUGGGUGUUUCGUAAACCACUGUGGAUAUGGAUCGAUGUGGGAGUUUUUGCUUAGUGACUGUCAGAUCGUGUUGAUUCCUCAAAUUUUUGAUCACAUCCUGAUUACAAGGUUGAUGGUGAAUGAACUCAAGAUUGGGGUUGAAGUUGAGAGAGGUAAAAACACGCAGAUCCCAAAGGAAUCAUUGAGUGAAGCCAUCAAGUUGGUGAUGGACAAGAAGAAUGAAACAGCAAAGAUGCUGAAGGCAAACCGUGACAAGCUGAAGCACACCCUUUCCAGCAGACAUCUUCAAGAAGAAUAUAUCAACAAUUUCAUUCAAGCUCUGCAGGAUCUUGUCAAAAAAUAGUCUUGAGUUGCAAAAUCCAGUGUAGAAUCCAAGCUCGGUGUAGCAGAUCAGUUUAUGGUGUCAUGUUCUUUAUUGUAGAUUCCUAGUUCUGUGUCGAG